AUGCCUGCGCCAGGCGACCAAUACAACGGCGGCAACGUCAAGAACCCCUUCGAAGAACGCGUCGUAAACGGCUUCACAGCAAAAGAAAUCGCGACAUUACAGAGCCGACUGAACAAACAACUCGGCCCGGAAUACAUAUCGCAACGACCGGGUAAUGGCGGCGGUAAGGUGGCGUACCUGGAGGGGAACAAGGCGAUAGCACUUGCGAAUGAAGUGUUUGGUUUCAAUGGCUGGUCAAGCUCGCUGGGACAGGUGCAGAUCGACUACGUCGACGAGCAUCAAAACGGCAAGGUCAGCUUGGGUCUCUCAAUAGUAGUGAGGAUCACGCUGAAGGAUGGCACAUAUCACGAGGACAUCGGCUACGGCUCGAUAGAGAACGGCAAAGGCAAAGCAGCAUCAUUCGAAAAGGCCAAGAAAGAGGCGGCAACAGAUGGUUUGAAGCGCUCAUUACGCACGUUCGGCAACGUCCUCGGCAACUGCUUAUACGACAAAGAGUAUCUCAAGAAGGUCCAGGUUAUGAAGGUCAAACCGAUCAAGUUCCAGGAGGACAACCUCUACCGACAUAAUGAUUUCAAACCGCCACCCCAACCUGAGGAGCAAUCUGUGGUCAAGCAGGAGCCGCACAAGACACCGGUCCGACCUAAUCAAGUCCUUCGCACGCGUACAGAUCACUUGAACAACGAGUCGUUCGGCGCUGACUUUGACGACGACGCGGACGAGAACUUGUUCGAUGGAGUUGAUGUCUCAGAGGGCCACGGUGACGAGUUCUCAUUGUCAGAGACAUUGUCCGCUCCCGAGACGGCAGCACCGCGCGGUAUCCAGCCAGCGAAACCAAAUGGUGUAUCGUCUGGUCGCACCUCACCCGUCCGCAACACGGGACCCCCUCGCCAGCCCAACGGUAGACCUCCACAAGCCGGACGUGACCAACCUGGCGUGCAACAACAGCAACCAAACCAGGCACCCGGUAGACCUGCCCCUCACAUGCAAAACGGAAGACAGCCACAAACUCCUGUUCAACAGCAGCCUCGACCGGUACAGAAUGGCGGUCGCAUGGCCCCACCAGCAAUAGACAACGGUGCUGCCUCGAGACCCGUAGGACAGCAGCCCCAGAACCAACAAGCUGCUCCUAACAACCAACCUCUCCGACCAACCCCACCUCAAGCACAACAACCACCGAACCAAGCACGACCAGUACCACAAGCCCAAGAAACGACCGCACCCGCUCAAAACGCACCUCCACCCAACCACCGACCACCCGUAGGUUUCGUAACCUCCCGCGCCGCCGAGCUCCUUCAAGCCUCAGACUCCGCCUCCCUGACCAACCUCCCAUCCUUCAACCCCAAUGCCGACUCGCCCAUACCGAAAGACAAACGCACUCCUGGCGUCGACCACGCACGAAGCAUCCCCAUCAAACGUGACGCUGUCGGCGCACCGCCCGCCCCUCAACCACCACCCCAACGACCCGGCGUCACAUCAAACGGCUCCUUCAACCGCCCUAACGUUGUAAACCCACACAUGCAACCUGAUCGCCGCAUCGGCAUGCCAGGCGCGCCCAACUACGCCAUGAGUCCUAGUGCGAAUCGUGGCCAGUACAAGCCGCCUACAUUCAACGGUGCGGGGCCUGGUAAUGGCAAUUCUGCUGCUGCUGGUCCCGGGGGUGUCAAGAGAGAAAGAGCCGCGUUGCAGGAUGUUAGCAACGUGGGAGUUAAUGGGAAUGGGGGUGUGGGGAGUGAAGGGCCGGAUCCUAAGAAGCAGAGGGUUGAUGCGCCGGCUGGUGUUGAGAAUAACGGUGUUGCUAGUACGUGA
Molecule: messenger RNA, 1806 nt
Organism: Alternaria ventricosa
Lineage: Eukaryota; Fungi; Ascomycota; Dothideomycetes; Pleosporales; Pleosporaceae
Exons: 4
Coding region: 1-1806 (601 amino acids)
Biological process (GO): double-strand break repair via homologous recombination; double-strand break repair via single-strand annealing; DNA recombinase assembly
Cellular component (GO): nucleus
Source: RefSeq, a predicted model, not a curated record